Molecule: messenger RNA, 1833 nt
Organism: Leishmania mexicana MHOM/GT/2001/U1103
Lineage: Eukaryota; Euglenozoa; Kinetoplastea; Trypanosomatida; Trypanosomatidae
Product: putative ras-like small GTPases
Exons: 1
Coding region: 1-1833 (610 amino acids)
Biological process (GO): intracellular protein transport
Cellular component (GO): endomembrane system
Molecular function (GO): GTP binding; GTPase activity
Source: RefSeq, a predicted model, not a curated record
AUGAGCUCGACUGGUCAGCAUGCCAAUAUCGGUGACCCGGAUGACUACACGUACACUGAAGACCCGGCCGGUCAGCAGGUGAAAGUGCCGGUCUCGAAGGAGUACGUAUUCAAGGUGGUCAUACUCGGCGACUACAGCGUAGGGAAAACGUCUCUCAUCAAGCGGUUACUUUCUAUUCCGGCCUCCUGUGCAUCCCCAAGCCGCCAUGAGGAUUGCUCUGACAUGGACGACAGCGUCGGCGACAGUGAUGCUGAUGACGCGCUGGCCGCGGUGACGCCAACUGUAGGCACCGAUUUUUACUCACUCAUCCUACCUGAUGUUGUCCCUGGUGCGUCCGUGCGACUCCAAAUAUGGGACACGGCUGGACUGGAGAAGUAUGCGGCGAGCUACGAACGUACGUUGAGAAACGCGUCCUUCGUCAUCUGCGUCUUCGAUGUGACGAACCCCAGCAGCUUGCACAGUGUGGUAGACCGCCAUCUCUCCCUCGUUGCCGAGCACGUUCCUCACCUCGACCAGGCGGAUGUCAUGGUAGUGGCAAACAAAAUAGACAUAAUCGCCGAUGUGUCGACGAGCGGCACAGCGCUGCGCAGUGCGCGAAAACGGGCCCGGCUACCGGACAACGCGUUUGUAAUCGCCAUCGAUGAGGACGCUUCGACGGCCACGAACGACAGCAGCGCGGAUAUCUUCGCAAGCGCUGAGGGUGCUAGCGAGGACCCAAUUGUGACGGCACGCAAGGUGCAGGCGGAGGUGUUUGAUCUCUUCACCGAUGUCCACUACGCCGAGGUGAGCGCUAAGACGAAGCAGCAUCUUCGGGAAAUGCUGCAUGCCGUCUGCUACGCGCUGCUGCGAAACAGCGUCGGUGACAACCCGAACCUCCGGAUUCCCGAUGGAACACCACCGAGUGAGGUGCUCGCGCACACAGUAUUGCCACAGGCCGCCGGUGCGAACUGUUCGACAGGGGCCACUGUACCCAUCUUUUCAGCGCCUCAGCUUGACCCGGCCACCAUCAAGACGCCUCCUGCGGCGGUGCCGCGAGACUCGCCAACCACGGGCAGCUUGCGUCCACCACGAAGAACAACUUCCGCGCCCCCUGCCGCCAGUUGGCGUUCUACUGAGGCAUUUUCGUUUGACUUGGCGCCGACACAGUUCAGCUCUGAGGCGGUUUUCUCUCCGGUGGACGGAUCCGACGGUGCCAUUGACAAACCUGGCGGUGAUGGGUCUGCCCUGCUGCAUGUGGUCGCCAGUGGCGACAGCCCCGUUGAUGGGUCCUCCACCCGACUGCCGACGCCACGAGGGGAUCUUACAAAAGGAGUAGAUGCUGGCGACGUGCACCUUGACUCGACGGGUGGUUCGACGGAGCCGCGGACUGGGCCAGAUCCGAAAGAGGAUCCCAAGGCGCGAAAGGAGCGCGAGCAGGCAGAGAUGAAGGCUGUAUUGAGCCGUGCAGGCCGGAGGAAAGCGAACCCUAAUGGGGGCGACGCUGACACAGGUAGCUCGGCGGCAUGGUUGCAGGGUGAUGCAGAUAGGAUGGAAAACGACGUCGCUCUUGGGCUGAAAAAGGCCGGUGAUGCGUCGUCUGCUUCCUGCCGAGGACCUGUCUCCUCUAUCCUGGACUCGCACGGAGUCCAGGAUCAUGGUAAAGGUAAUCAAGGCAUCCGAGGCCGUGACUCUGACGAUGACGACGACGGUGUGCGCAUGCAGGUGCAGCUAAAGGAGCGAUUUGCCCAGAUAGAACACGACAUACGCCAGAACGCCACUGCAGCACAUCAGCGCGCCACGAAGGCCAAGAAGAAGACGAAAACGAAGGGAAAGUGCAACUGCUGCGUACUGUGA